UAGUCUCACCCGCGGUACAUCAGAAACCUUUUUGCACAGUGGCAGUCUCGUGAAUACUGCGCAGUGCGCACGACCCUACCCUGCAGGUUCUCCGGCACGUUAAGCGACCUUCUAACCUCCAUCUCCCACCUCUUCCCCCAGCUUCUCCGGCAUCCGGUGCCGAUGCCGAUGCCGAUGCCGCUGCCGCUUCCGAUUCCUACGGAGGAGCCCGAGGAUCCUUCAUCAUCUUCUCUUCCUCCAGCGAAUUAUCCUCCACCAAGCCCCAUUCAACUCCUUCCUGACGACACCCUUCACCACAUAUUCGCCUGUCUACCCCUUCGUGAAACCCUUGCGUCCCGCUCCGUGUGCCGUCACUUCCACGACGCCCUCUCCUCUCCUUCUUUCCUCUCCCUCCUGCCUCCUCUCCCCCUCCUUGCUCUUCGCCAUCCCCGCCAUCACCAUCACAACUAUCAUCUUCCGCCUUCUCUCCUCGCUUUCGACCCUUCCUCUUCUCGUUGGCUCCGUCUCUCUCUUUCCUUUGUCCCGUUCGCCUCUCUCUCACCCGUUACCGCCUCAUCUUCUCUUCUCUACCUCUGGGCCGAUCCCUCUCCUUCCUCCUCUUCUUCUGAUUCGAAGCCUCCUAAAUCACUGAUCCUUUGCAAUCCCCUCACCCGAUCCUUCCGUAUUUUACCCCCUCUCGGAUCCGCAUGGUCGCGCCACGGCACCGUUCUCGCCGCCCCGGCUAUCGCUGGCAGCGCCGUUCUCGUCCUCACUGAGCUCGCCGCUUUAUCUUACUCACCCGGCGCUGCUUCGUGGCGGAAGUUCUCUCUCAAUUUGCCCUCCAAACCUCGCAGUCCCGUCAUCAUCGGGGCGUCGAUCUACGCCCUCUGCGAUACCGGCAACCCCUGGCGUAGUCAGUGGAAGCUCUUUUCAUGCGCCAUCGAUGAUCUCGGGGGUCCCCGAGGGUGGGCUCAACUAGAGCGCCACGAGUGGGGCGAUGUCUUCGAUAUCCUUAAACGGCCCCGGCUGGUCCGCGGCGCCGGGACCAGCAGGAUCUUGAUGAUUGGUGGUUUGAGGUCUUCCUUUGCAGUGGAUGCUCCGUGCUCGACGGUGCUGAUACUGAGGUUGGAUUUGGGGACCUUGGAGUGGGAAGAGGCCGGUAGGAUGCCGCCGGAGAUGUACCGGUGCUUUGCUGGAGUUGGUGGGCAAAGAACAGCGGCCGCUACGGCUAAUGCUGCGGGGAAUAAUAAGGUGAAGGUUUUUGGAGGAGAGGGGAGGGUUUGGUUUUCUGGGAAGAGAGUGAGGGGCAAAAUGGCGAUGUGGGAGGAAGAGGAGGAGGUGGAGAAAUGCCCUGGAGUUGGAGGUACAUGGAAAUGGGUGGAUGGGGCGCCGGGUUAUGGCGAUGUGGUGUACAGGGGAUUCGUGUUCGAUGCUGCAGCUAAUGAGAUUUCAUGACUGAUCCGUGGUGGUAUGUUCUGCAACUUUUCUUAUCAUGUGAGGGAAGCUCCAUGUUCAGGAAAUCUGGCCUGCUAUAACAAUCCAUUGAAGGAUCUCCUCAAUCUGCUCAUUUAACGAAUUCCACUGCAACAAAACAGUGUAAGUGUCAGUUGAUUUAUCCAGAAUUCUCCGGCAUUCAGCUAUUGAUGCUAUAUAGUCUAUGUAGGCAUUAUUUUUAGAUACAUUGCAAUUGUGUUGGAUUUUGCUGAAAACUGAACUUCUGGUUCUUCGUGUUAUAUUUGGAACUCUGUUAUCUUACGAUAUUCUACAGUGAUGAAGAGCGGAGAUAUAUGCAAUGUUAUUAUUAUUUUUUUAUCUUAA
Dendrobium catenatum is the source of this 1797-nucleotide messenger RNA. Its product is annotated as SKP1-interacting partner 15. The record is from RefSeq and is a predicted model, not a curated record. NCBI's taxonomy places the organism in Eukaryota, Viridiplantae, Streptophyta, Magnoliopsida, Asparagales, Orchidaceae. The transcript has 2 exons. Gene Ontology annotation, molecular function: protein binding. Bases 163 to 1434 code for a protein of 423 amino acids.